ACUGGUAGUACUUACUUGAAGUACCAGUUAUUGUUAUCAGAGUAUUCGAACAACUCUUUCUUGUUUCUUGUCUCGUUCCCGUGAGGGAGACCAAACAAAAAGAAACAAGUUUCGUCGUGGACUUUCAAGGCAGACUCGGUAUUAGGUGUUCCGGUAUCAGGUGUUCAGGCAUCAAACCCCCAAAAUAAUCGUAGUCUAUCAUCCCUGACAAGACCUAAGAGCAAGGAUAAAGUUAUAGAUAGGUUGGUAGAUACAUAGACAGUAGGAGAGAACGAGAGUGCUUCGAACCGGCGAGUGCUUUUGUUCCUUCGAGAGAAGUUCGAAACUAUACGUAGACGGGUUCAAAUUGUGUUCAAGGCGAAUCUAGUUUAGUCGACGCGUCAGAAUCAUAGGUAUUGCAUAAUGGAGUAUCCUUACAAUUUGCAUGGGGGGCAAGGCUUUCGAACAAGCCUUGAUGAGGCCAUUCGUCUUAGUUACAGUUAUAGUGAAGGAGAUGGAAUCGGCAGAAUUGGAUUAGAUCAUGACAGUAGAAGCAACGGCAUCGCCCCCUCUUGGCUCCAGAACCUUUCUUAUCCACAAGACAGUGACAAAAACAAUUCGAACCGUAUCAUAAAUUCUGCUGCUAAUCCUGCUGAUGGUUCUCUCUCACACAAAAAUAUCCCGGUGGUGGAUUACGCCACCUUCAAACAAAAACUGAGGAACUACGGACGUUGUCGAGACAAACUACGGCGCCUAUUGGAAGACACAAAUACAACUAUUGCCACCGAACAAUUACAGGAACAGAAUUGUGGCAGCAUAGGCAAUGGGAAGGUCAGGGAUUCCGUUUUUGUCGACGACAUGGAAGCUAUUCUGGCGGAAUUAUUGACCAUCAACAAGAACAACUUGGAUAGCAGAAUAAUCACUUCAUUUGAGAAUCCCUACGUGUCCAUGGGCGACAACGAGCAGCAAUCAUCACCAUCUAACAACGCCAGAAAAGAAAGUUCGAAUGUAAGCAAUAUUGGUAGCUUGCGAUCGUGUGAUCUCCCGGGCCUUUGGAGGAGCGAUCGAAAACGAAAAACUAUCAAACGCCGAAACGUCCUGCGGAGGGCCUCCAAUAUUGAAAGAGACGAUCUGACCGGCUUUUUGGCGGGGGAAAGUAGAAAAAUUUAUGCCUACUAUGACUCGAGCUUACGAUCCCUGCAAGGGCGGGUCAUUAAGUGGAUAAAACGACGACAACUACUAGAUGACAAUGCUCUCUUUUCGCAGUCUUCGGAGAAGAGGAGAAAUACGAUGCAGUCGGCUGGAAGCACCGGAAUUGGCACUAUGAAUAACGCCAACCGAAAUUCAUCUGCUAUCUCUGCGCAUCUGCAAGAAACGAUUGCCCUCGGAAGAGAUCUUCUUGAUUUGCAAGCUUUUUGCGCCAUGAACAUCUUGGUGGUCCGCCAGAUUCUGAUCCGGUACGAUGCCUUUACUCGAUCGGUUGAGGGAACGCCUCUGAUGGAGUUCUACCUGAAGCAGGUCCUCCAUUCCAAAAAUAAUACACGAAGAAGCAUUGGAAGAGAAGCAGAAAGUCAAAACAGAGACAGCAAUAGCGACAACAAAUAUCAUUGGGAGCUGCAACAGAUAUUAUCGCAUCACGGGAUUUCCUCUCUGUGUGAGAAGUUUUACAGCCAGCUAUUGUUGGGAGGAAAGACUAUGGGAGACAAAAACAUCACCAACAUCGGCAGCAACCAUUACGAGUUCGAGAGCGACAGAGAACAACAAAGGUACGACACAAUCAUAUCGGUGAUCACCGAACGCUUCCAAUCGGACCGAGAGCAACUUUCCCGGAUUGUACUUUCCUUGUCGAUCGAGAAGACGGUCUCCCUUGCCAAUGUAGAAUUGUCCGACACGACCACGCAUUCGACACGCACCAUUUCUCUGUCUAUACCCCAGUCUCCUGCAUCCACCAGCACACCCUCAGCCAAUACGAACGCAUCAAAAACCAUAACUGAUACUCUAAUUGAAAUGGUUCAAAGGUACUCAUGGUGUGGAAUGUACAUGGAGGACCAGAUUGGAUGGACUACUGCUGAUCGUGGACGAACUCUUACGGAAGAAAUGAGAUCCUUAUCAAAGUGGAAACGGCAGUCGCAAAUGGUUUGGUCCAAGACCGAUGCCGAUAUGUUUGUGGAAGCCGUUGAACAAGCGAAUGCUUUGGUUGCAGCCGGAGAGGAUGGCCAACGCCGACUUGGAUUUGCCGCUUGCUUGAACCUCGAAUGCGACAACCUGGCGGGCUGUGGUAAUGACAACGAGGAAUUGCGCAUCAGUACUGCGGGAGAGGGUGGCGGUGCAAUUCAUCUUGCCCUUUCCUCUGAUCAAGAUGCAGAUAUGGAUGUAGAUACUGCCGGCUCCAGUACGAUAGACGACAACCACUCGUUCGUCACAGACGAUGGGGGAGACGAACUUACUGGGCAACAAAAAUUCAACCUAGUAAUGGCACUCGGGGGAGGAUUUUUGUACUGCAUGAAUUACUAUAUCGUCGAACCCUCUUCUACUAUGUAUGUGAAUGCGCUAGGGGCCCAAGACGCUGCCGGGGCUAUCCUUAUCGGAAUGAUGCCCAUUGCUUGCUUCCUCGCAGCCAUCGUCUACAGCGUUUGGACAAACACGGUGUACCGCCAACCAUUUUUGGUGAGUUGCUCGCUCAUGGUAAUGGGAAACAUUGUCUAUUCGAGCGCCUUCAAUUACCAGUCUCUUCCAAUGGCACUCGUCGGUAGAUUUAUGACGGGCCUUGGUGGUCCGAAGAUGAUUGUCCGUCGGUAUAUUGCCGACACGACUUCAUCCGGCAUCCGAACUAGCGUUAACGCACUGUUCGGAAUGGUGGUUGCAGCAGGAUCGGCCCUCGGCCCCUGCUGUGCCAUCCUGUUGUCCAAUUUCGAUUUCAUAGUCGUGCUUCCAGGGGGCAAGUCUGAGAUUUGGUUCAACAGCAUGACGGGGCCAGGGUGGUUCAUGGCGUUCCUGUGGGGAAUCUUUUCGGCGAUCCUUUUCUAUGGGUUUCGAGAAGAGGAACGGAUAGGAUUGAAAGAAAAACUCCAGCAAGACAACGAAGAGUCUUUGAUAGAAGGGCAAGGCGAAAAUAAAAAACCUAAAGAUAUUGUCGAAGAAGGCAACAAGGACGAUAGCCUCUGGACGGAAUUGAAACGUGCGUGCAAAUAUUUGCUCUUUCCUGUACAGAUAUGUAUGGGAUUGCUAUUUGGCAAGGUGUUUGUCAUCGAAACACUUGUGAGUUGCACGAGUGCGCUGUCCAAAAACAGAUACGGAUGGACCAUCCACGAGGUCGGUGCACUGGGCUGCUUUAAUGGCUUCUUCGUGAUCCCCAUUUCGAUCCUGGUUGGAAAGCUCAGUAUGUAUUACCAGGAUCGAUAUUUGAUGGUAUGCCUGUUGCUUGUGGGGAUUUCUGGGCUCAGUCUUCUCGUCGAUGUUUCGGAUCUUGUCGAUGGGAACUCCGAGCGAACCUACAACAAAAACACCUGGUGGAGCGUCGGGCCGACCCAAUACGUCAUUGGCUACUUUGUGACUUACGUUUCCAUCCAGAGUUUCGAGGGCAUCAUCGGUUCGGCCCUGUCGAAACUCAUCCCGACCGCACUCGCCCAAGGCACCUUCAACAGCGGGCUUUUGGCGACGCUGGUCGAUACGUCCGGGCGUGGCUGCGGGGACAUUUUCAUUUCGCUCAUGGGGUUCCUAAACAUCCGCCAGCUGAUGAACCUGCUGUUCAUCCCCGGCCUGUUCAUCCUGGUGACCUGCCUGACGGUAGUGCGACGAAACUACGACGUGCUAGCGGUGUAAACUAGAGUCACGGAAUGUCUCGAUUUCUUUACAU
Messenger RNA from Pseudo-nitzschia multistriata, 3835 nucleotides. The record is from the annotation of a GenBank genome assembly. NCBI's taxonomy places the organism in Eukaryota, Bacillariophyta, Bacillariophyceae, Bacillariales, Bacillariaceae.